AUGAGUCUUUCCGGGGCGUUUUCUCCAGGGGUUGAGUUGGAGACGGCGCUGAAUGCAGUGGCAGUGGCGGACUCAAAUUUCGAUCCACCAGACAGUGAUCAACUGCAAGAAGUUGAAACCAAUGUUACCGACGAGGCAGCACUCAAUGCAAGCGAUUCUCAACUAACUGAAGUGGAUGAUCGCUCCAACGAUGAAGGGGACAGCACCGUUGAUCGUGGUGACGAAUGUGAAGCCCCGAAAGAUGUGCGGAACAAGGACGAAGAUGGAUCCACCGACAAUGGCGAAGUCAUUCAAUCUGCGCCGACAAAUGGAGUAGCUAACGCUUCCAAUAUUCCUGGUGAGUCUGAUGAAAAGUCGGUUGUAGCGGAACCCGAACACGCAGAGGAAGUUGUUGCUAGCGAGGGAAACGAGGGAGAGAGGGCCGGCACUCCGAAUGAGGACAAGUCGUCACUACCAUCAUUUGAGCAAGACCAAGCACAGCAGCCUCACUCCGAUGAAGAACAAGACGAAGCUUACGACGGCGACAAUUUCGACGACUAUGGUCUUCCGUCCGCCCGAGCAACAGACGAGCAGCCCCACGUGAACGACAAGCACGAAGUCAGCGGAUACGGCAGUGAGUUCGAAGAGGAACCAGCCGUCAACCCUUCGAGCGUUGCUCUCACUCCCAGCCCUGAAGGCAAUCAAGACCAAGGCAACGACGAAGACGAGGAAUACUCCAACGACGACUUUGCGGACUAA
Messenger RNA from Phytophthora sojae, 738 nucleotides. RefSeq lists its product as hypothetical. The record is from RefSeq and is a predicted model, not a curated record. The coding region runs from base 1 to 738 and encodes 245 amino acids. The transcript has a single exon. NCBI's taxonomy places the organism in Eukaryota, Oomycota, Peronosporomycetes, Peronosporales, Peronosporaceae.